GCCUCUAUUUUUUUUAUAUUUAAAAAAAAUAAUAAUUUAUAUUUUUAUAUAAAUUAUAGAAGUCUUAACAAGAUUUUUAUUAAAAAUUAUUAUUCUUUAUCUCUUAUUUCAGAGAUUCUUGAUAGAGUCUCAGGCAGUAAAUAUUUCUUAAAAAUUAAU
This is a messenger RNA of Aspergillus neoniger CBS 115656, 159 nucleotides long. RefSeq lists its product as uncharacterized. The record is from RefSeq and is a predicted model, not a curated record. The annotation marks the transcript as partial. The transcript has a single exon. NCBI's taxonomy places the organism in Eukaryota, Fungi, Ascomycota, Eurotiomycetes, Eurotiales, Aspergillaceae.